CACACUUCCUGUAUCGAUCAGUCCAGGAAAUGUGUCCGUGUUUGUCUCAAGCUAAAGCAGUCCUCGACAUGGAACACGGUCGCUAUGGCAACAACCCCUUCGGAACCCUCGGCGACAGCGGGCGGAAUGUUCUGGCCCUGAACGUGCUGUUGCUAGGCGACCGGCAGAGUGGGAGGAGCUCUGUGGGGAAUGCUCUGAUUGGUGGAGAGGAUUUCCAAACAGGCGCCUGCGUUUCUGAUGUUUCCGUGACGACCGACUACCAGCGCCGCAGCCGAAACUUCCAGAGGUACUUCAGACGACAGGGGGCGGAGUCGGACCUCACGCUGAGAGUGGUUGACACGCCCCCUGCGGCUGUGCCCCGCCCACAGAGCGGCGUGCAGGAGCUCUGCCCCGAGGGCGUGCACGUUCUUGUGCUCAUUGUGAGAGCGGACCGACCGCACGGCGACACACACCUGGAGGAGCAGGUUGAGACUCUUUUCGGUCCUGAAUGGCGGCGUCACGCUUUGCUCGUUCUCACGUAUGCUGACUGGCUGAAGGAGGCGGGGCUUCACCAGUCAGUCUACCUAACGCAGGCCAGUGAUUGGCUGAGAGCUCUGGCUGAGGAGGUGGAGGGAGGAGUCUUCUUCUUGGACAACAGCUGCGAUUGGCCGUCAAUCCGAGGACGACCGCUGAGAGACCGACUGCUCCGCCUCUCGGCCAGCAACCAUCACAGAGCUCUGACCGUCAGGACGUCUCACUUUGGACUUUAAACAGGAACUUAUCGUUUAUUAUUAUUUUUAUUUAUUCUUUGCGCUCUACACAUCUUUACGGAGGCCGAUUACAGUUUAUUUUGACUUCUGAGUUUAAAAUCUGAAGAUUAAACACACAUUGUAGAGGGGGGACUUCCUUUCUUCAGGUUAUAUGUAGACACAGGUUAUUGUGGUUUCUUUUUUAUAAUCAAUAAACAAAAGUGAUGCAACUGAAAUUAAA
Dicentrarchus labrax (European seabass) is the source of this 969-nucleotide messenger RNA. Its product is annotated as GTPase IMAP family member GIMD1-like. NCBI's taxonomy places the organism in Eukaryota, Metazoa, Chordata, Actinopteri, Moronidae. Gene Ontology annotation, molecular function: GTP binding. Bases 30 to 749 code for a protein of 239 amino acids. The transcript has 4 exons. The record is from RefSeq and is a predicted model, not a curated record.